Molecule: messenger RNA, 1440 nt
Organism: Alligator mississippiensis (American alligator)
Lineage: Eukaryota; Metazoa; Chordata; Crocodylia; Alligatoridae
Product: amine sulfotransferase
Exons: 7
Coding region: 125-1000 (291 amino acids)
Biological process (GO): sulfation
Cellular component (GO): cytoplasm
Molecular function (GO): sulfotransferase activity
Source: RefSeq, a predicted model, not a curated record
AUAAGCAUUUGCCAGUUUCUGGAUCUGAGUAUCAUUCAAGUGGAAAAAAGGAUUUUGCAUGUGUGUCUGAUUAUUGGGACAGAGUUGAAAAGCUUCUGCAUAUAUAAGAGAAAAUUAGUCAAGAAUGGAGCAUUCAGAAAAAUAUAUGUUCAAAUAUAAAGGGAUUUAUUUUUACACUGAUUAUGUUACACCUGAAUCAAUUGAUUCACUGGAGGAGUUUGAAAUCCGAGACAGUGAUGUAUUCCUAAUUACGUAUCCCAAAUCAGGAACUGUGUGGACACAGAAUAUUUUGAGCUUAAUUUUUCAUGAAGGCCAUCGGGAUGAAACAGAAGACAUUCACGUAAUAGAUCGAGUCCCAUGGCUGGAGUACAAUUUGAACAAAUUGGAUUAUGCCAACCGUCCUUCACCUCGUCUCUUUACCACCCACCUGCCUUACUAUUUAGUUCCAAGAGGUCUGAAGAACAAAAGAGUAAAAGUUAUUUAUGUUGCCAGGAACCCAAAGGAUGUGCUGGUGUCCUAUUUUCAUUUUUCCAAGACUGUCAUCACCCCUGACAAUCCCCCAGAUUUCAGUAUUUUCAUGGAGAGGUUUUUAGCUGGGGAAGUGCUUAGUAGCUCAUGGCUGGAUCAUGUCAGAGGCUGGUAUGACCACAGGGAUGAUUUCAAUAUCCUCUUCCUGACUUAUGAAGAGAUGAAAAAGGAUCUCAGAGGUGCCGUGUUGAGAAUCUGCAACUUCUUGGGCAAGGAGUUGAGUGAAGAUGACCUGGACCCUGUGGUGAAGAAAGCUACAUUUGAAAAUAUGAAGAAGGAUCCCAGGGCCAACUAUGAGACCCGGCCAGGUGUUCCGCUGGAGGAAAAGAAGUGUUUUCUUCGCAAAGGUACUGUUGGAGACUGGAAAAACACAAUGACAGUGGCACAGAACGAGAGGUUUGAAGAGGUUUUAAAGGAGAAAAUGAAAGACCUGCCUUUCAACUACAUCUGGGAUAAUGAAGAAGCAAUCUAAUCUGAUAUACCAUAUGCAAGGAGAGAAGUGAGCCAAGGAGAAUAACAAUAUUUUUGUUUCCUAUAUAAAAUGCUUAAAUUACAGUGGUUUUGUACAAAUUAAAGAUACAGAUCCUAUUGACACUUAUAACCAUGGUAUCAGAGUUCUAGGAUGUCAAAAGAUGUUACGCAAAAACAGAUGCACAAAAACAGAUUUCUUACAAUUUAUUUAGCACCUGGCCUCUCCCCCACUUUUUUUUUUUUGCGCGGGGAGGAAGAGGGCAGGUAGAAAUGAAUUGUAAGAAAUAUGUUUCUAGAAUCAUAGUCAAAGUCUAUUCUUAUGUAAACUUGCUUAAUCUUGCAAAGCCAGUGGAAUUUGAAUGCCAUUUCUUUCCCUGUUGAACAUGUAUCAAACUUGUCUUGUGAUACCAAAAGCCUAUAUUAAAAUGCCAAUCUUCUGUA